Molecule: messenger RNA, 852 nt
Organism: Cyanistes caeruleus (blue tit)
Lineage: Eukaryota; Metazoa; Chordata; Aves; Passeriformes; Paridae
Product: histone H1.11L-like
Biological process (GO): nucleosome assembly
Cellular component (GO): nucleosome
Molecular function (GO): DNA binding; structural constituent of chromatin
Source: RefSeq, a predicted model, not a curated record
GCAGCGCCCGCCGCCCCGGCCCCCGCCGCCAAGGCCGCCGCCAAGAAGCCGAAGAAGGCGGCGAGCGGCUCCAAAGGCCGCAAGCCCGCGGGGCCCAGCGUCACCGAGCUCAUCACCAAGGCCGUGUCCGCCUCCAAGGAGCGCAAGGGGCUCUCCCUCGCCGCGCUCAAGAAGGCGCUGGCCGCCGGCGGCUACGAUGUGGAGAAGAACAACAGCCGCAUCAAGCUGGGGCUCAAGAGCCUCGUCAGCAAGGGCACCCUGGUGCAGACCAAGGGCACCGGCGCCUCCGGCUCCUUCCGCCUCAGCAAGAAACCCGGGGAAGUGAAGGAAAAAGCUCCCAAAAAGAAAACUUCAGCUAAGCCCAAGAAGCCGGCGGCAAAGAAGCCCGCCAGCGCCGCCAAGAAGCCCAAGAAGGUGGUGACAGCGAAGAGCCCCAAGAAAGCAAAGAAGCCGGCGGCCAAGAAAGCAGCAAAGAGCCCAAAGAAAGUAGCAAAGGCUGUCAAGCCCAAGAAAGUGGCGGCAGCAGCGAAGAGCCCGGCUAAGGCAAAGGCAGUGAAGCCGAAGUCAGCCAAGCCGAAAGCUGCAAAGGCAAAAGUGGCCAAGGCAAAGAAGGCGGCGCCCAAAAAGAAGUAAAGUCACUGAGGAAGUCUUGCUCUGCAUUUAAACCCAACGGCUCUUUUAAGAGCCACCCACAUUCUCUUUCAAAGGUGCUGAAAUCAUGAGUUUGUGUAUUUAUACUGUAGUCGAAGGAGUUGGGGAUAAUGGCAGCUUUAGAAAAAUCCUUUCCAAUAGUUACACAAGGUCAGUAUUUUUAAAUACAGUUUUCCACCAUAUAGACGGUAAUUAAUACAA